AUGAGCAGACUUCGACUGCAACUUCAUUUCACAUUCAUUUUUUGUCUUCUAUACGAAAAUACCAACGGAUUGAACAGUUUUAUUGACAGCUUUGAAACGCUCAACUAUCGGGCAACACAUGUUGCCAAUCAGGUAGCAGUUUCCCGUCGAAAAAGAUCAAUUGAUUCAGUUGCAUCGCAUUACCAGGAGCCCAUUGGUUUCCGUUUCAAUGCUUACAAUCGGACGUUCCAUGUUCAAUUACAUCCUAUUGAUGACUCAUUAUUCCACGACGAUCAUGUGACAGAUGUUGAUGGAGGUUUUGCCGAUGUUAAGCCGAGUCAUUUUCUUUACGAAGGAUAUUUGAAAGACGAUCCAAAUUCCCAUGUUCAUGGAAGUGUAUUCGAUGGAGUUUUCGAGGGACACAUUCAAACUGGUGAAGGAAGCCGUUAUUCAAUCGACAAAGCUGCGAAAUAUUUCGAACGAGACGAUCGACCAAGUCAAUAUCACUCCAUCAUUUUUCGAGAUGAUGAAAUUAAUCACCGAAAAUGGAGAGUAAAAAGAGACGCUGAAAACCUUGCCGAGCAAAUGCAAGGUUGUGGUCUCUCUAGUCGUGUUCGUCGUGAAAUGUCGAGCAUUCAGAAUUCCGGAGAGAAUUCCGAUUUCUUCUCAAAUUACAUGACGAUGUCUGGUAGAUCGAAAAGAGCAACUCGGGACUCGGAUGGGCUUUAUUCGGUGCGGACGUGUUCACUUUAUAUGCAAGCAGAUCACAAACUUUAUGAGCACAUAAGAAUGAAGGAAGGAAAUAAUGAUCCUAUCCGAACGAGAGAGGAGAUUGUCAGUUUGUUCUACAAUCACAUCAAAGCAGUCAAUGAAAUUUACGAAGGAACCAACUUCAACGGAAUUAAAGGACUUCAUUUUGUGAUUCAAAGAACUUCAAUCUACACUCCUGAGAGUUGUGAUCGUGGUAGAGCAAAGACUGAUUCAGACAAUCCGUUUUGUGAAGAGAAUGUUGAUGUCUCCAACUUUUUGAACUUGAACUCUCAAAGAAAUCAUUCGGCAUUCUGUCUUGCAUAUGCUCUCACUUUCCGUGACUUUGUCGGAGGAACCCUUGGUUUGGCUUGGGUGGCCAGCCCACAGUUCAAUACCGCCGGUGGAAUAUGUCAAGUUCAUCAGAGAUACAACGAAGGCAGUCGUGGAUGGGUUUAUCGAUCAUUGAACACUGGAAUCGUCACUCUUGUUAACUACGGAAAUAGAGUCCCAGCUAGAGUUUCUCAGCUAACUCUUGCUCACGAAAUUGGACACAAUUUUGGAUCUCCUCACGAUUUCCCAGCAGAAUGCCAACCCGGUCUUCCCGAUGGUAACUUCAUUAUGUUUGCAUCUGCGACAUCUGGAGACAAACCGAACAAUGGGAAGUUCUCCCCCUGCUCCAUCAAAAAUAUUUCCUCUGUUCUUGCCGUUGUUCUCAAAUCAAUGCCUGUAGAUCCAACUCGAAACGCGAACCCAGUUGGUUAUGGAAAACGAAACUGCUUCCAAGAGAGAACAUCUGCAUUCUGUGGAAAUCAAAUUUAUGAGCCAGGAGAGGAAUGUGACUGUGGAUUCUCACAAGCAGAUUGUGAUCAAAUGGGUGACAAGUGUUGCGUUCCGCACGAAGCACGUGGUACAGGUGGACCAGGGCCUUGCAAAAGGAAACCAGGUGCUCAAUGCUCACCGUCUCAAGGAUACUGCUGUAACCCUGAAAAUUGCUCGCUUCAUAACAAAAACGAAGAGAAGAUUUGUCGUCAGGAAUCAGAGUGUUCCAAUCUGCAAACGUGUGAUGGAAGAAGUGCUCAAUGUCCAGUAUCUCCACCAAAGCAUGACGGUAUUCCUUGUCAAGAUAGUACAAAGGUUUGCUCAGCUGGACAAUGUAACGGUUCAGUCUGUGCAAUGUUCGGACUCGAAGAUUGUUUCCUAACCGAAGGAAAACCGGACGAGUUGUGCUUCUUGGCAUGUAUCAAAGAUGGAAAAUGUACGUCGUCUGUUCAUCUUCCUGAAUUUGCUGCAAAUCGAACGAAUUUCCUUCAAAAUAUGAGAAAAGGAAAACCUGGACUUAUCCUGCAUCCUGGAUCACCAUGUAACAACUACAAAGGAUAUUGUGAUAUAUUCAGAAAAUGUCGAAGCGUUGAUGCUAACGGACCAUUGGCUCGGCUCAAAAACUUGUUAUUCGAUAAGAAGACGAUAGAGACACUGACUCAAUGGGCUCAGGAUAACUGGUGGGCUGUCGGUGUCGGUGGUAUUGGUUUCUUAGUUAUUAUGGCGUUGUUUGUAAAGUGUUGCGCAGUUCACACACCUAGCACAAAUCCAAAUAAACCACCAGCGCUCAAUAUUUAUCAAACUCUCACUAGACCUGGAACUCUCAUCCGUCAACAUCGUCAACGCCAUCGUGCUGCUGCAGGAAGUACUCCAUCGGGUGCUGUUGCUGGACAAUCACGUUCAGCCGGCGCUCCAACUUCAAGAACAACCCCAUCAGCACGUCCAUCUGCUCCACCACUAGUGGCUCCUCAAGUUCCAGUUGCCGUUCCUCCUCCAAUCGGCGUGGCUGGCCCUCCAAUUCCUUUGAUAGCUGCUAUACCGCCUCCUGGAGCUUCAAGUUCUUCUCCCGCUGUGAUUGUUCUGGAACCACCACCACCUUACACAGCUGCAGAUCCCGGAUCUGCAAUGGGUGGACCUAAAAGAGGCCACAGGAAGAACAAAAGACAAGCGGCAUCAGACGCCACACCUGGAAAUGGCAAGAAGAAGGGGAAAUAA
Molecule: messenger RNA, 2763 nt
Organism: Caenorhabditis briggsae
Lineage: Eukaryota; Metazoa; Nematoda; Chromadorea; Rhabditida; Rhabditidae
Gene: Cbr-sup-17
Product: Protein CBR-SUP-17
Exons: 12
Coding region: 1-2763 (920 amino acids)
Biological process (GO): Notch signaling pathway; membrane protein ectodomain proteolysis
Cellular component (GO): plasma membrane
Molecular function (GO): metalloendopeptidase activity
Source: RefSeq, a predicted model, not a curated record